AUGGCAAAGAAGAGUUCCAAGCAGCGUCGAACCCAAGAGGAACACGCGAGUCCGAUGUCUGUCCAGGUAUCUCCAAAGAUCGAUUAUGUCCAGCCAUUGUCAUCACCGUACGAAGCCCCAGUCGUGACCGCCACGAUCGGGAGUAAGGAAUAUUGCAUUCCGGGAUAUUGUCUUCGGAAAUGCCCACAAUUUGAGCAGCAGUCGUUUUUGUAUUCAUACAUUACCCUGCCUGGUGUUCACGAGGAUGUCGGCCAUACCUUUGUGCAUUUCCUAUAUUCAGGAUGCUACGAGACGAUCAACUCGUCAGUUGAGGACGGCACAUCUAGUGUGGUAAGAGAGUAUAAGAGAAGUGUCCUGGUUUACCAAGCAUCCAGGACAUACCAGCUUCCUGCUCUUGAAGCCCUUGCCAGAGAUUACAUAGAACGGUUCGGCGAAGAAAUUUCUAUGACUGAUAUACUGCGGAUUACGAAGGAGGUUUUUUCAAAACUUCCCAACGACGAAACCUGGCUUCCGAAGUAUAUCGAAAGAAACCUCCGGCAGUCGUUGAGGUCCAGCAAGUCAGAAUUCGAUCUGGAUGAACUUUACAAUGCCCUUGGCCAGGAUCAUUAUUUCGAUAAUACUGUGACGAAAAUGAUGCUCGAUAUACUCCUUCAUUCCCAGGAAAUCACCUCGCAGGACGGGAAGAGCCCCUGCGAACAGAUGCACAGCCAUGGGAACGGAGAGGGAAACGCAGCAAUAGACGAAUCAGUGGACAAGAUAACUAAUGGGCGACACACAGAAGAGUCGACUAAUGGAAAUCCCGCUUCUGUGAAGGCUGAUGCUGCCCAUGAGCCUGAUGCUGCCGAUGAGCCUGAUGCUGCCGAUGAGCCUGUUGCCGCCUAUGAGCCUGAUGCUGCUCAUGAGCCUGAUGUUGCCGAUGAGCCUGAUGUUGCCGAUGAGCCUGUUGCCGCCUAUGAGCCUGAUGCUGCUCAUGAGACUGAUGCUGCUCAUGAGCCUGAUGCUGCUCAUGAGCCUGAUGCUGCUCAUGAGCCUGAUGCUGCUCAUGAGCCUGAUGCUGCUCAUGAGCCUGAUGCUGCUCAUGAGCCUGAUGCUGCUCAUGAGCCUGAUGCUGCUCAUGAGCCUGAUGCUGCUCAUGAGCCUGAUGUUUCCGAUGAGCCUGAUGUUGCUGAGGAUUCCCCGGAUAAAUUCCGUCCGCCGAAAGUUUCGCUUGAGGAUGUAGCUUUAUAUCAGAACUGGAAGAGCAUGUCUUCGAGGAAGAGGGCUAAACGAACACGAACUCUUGUAGCAAGGGGUCUUCCGAUCCCAGGAGAAGAUGGCACAGUUUCCAUCUUCGUGGUGUGA
Molecule: messenger RNA, 1341 nt
Organism: Penicillium diatomitis
Lineage: Eukaryota; Fungi; Ascomycota; Eurotiomycetes; Eurotiales; Aspergillaceae
Exons: 2
Coding region: 1-1341 (446 amino acids)
Source: RefSeq, a predicted model, not a curated record